Molecule: messenger RNA, 8442 nt
Organism: Dissoconium aciculare CBS 342.82
Lineage: Eukaryota; Fungi; Ascomycota; Dothideomycetes; Mycosphaerellales; Dissoconiaceae
Exons: 2
Coding region: 158-8221 (2687 amino acids)
Biological process (GO): cell morphogenesis
Cellular component (GO): cell cortex; site of polarized growth
Source: RefSeq, a predicted model, not a curated record
ACUGAUGGCCCGCUACAAGACUCGCUAAUAGGAUCGACCUGCGCUUCCAUGUGAUAUAGUCAAAUUCUAUCACAUUCUGACCUUCCAAUAGAGCGCCGAGACUGGUGAUCGAUCGUGUGCCUUGUCUUGGCCAUGAUUGUUCCACUCCUCCUUCAGGAUGAGUACCUUCCUGCUUGACCCUACGGUCGAAUCGUUUGAUCGCGAAGAAGUCGCCUCACAGGUGAACGAUCGCGCAGUCGCUGCAGCUGCAUCGGAUUAUUUGGAACUCAGCGCCAGUCCUCCACCUGAACCACUCCUCGUUGCGCCGCCGCCUCGCGAACAGAUCGACACCCGUGGUCGUGCUCUCAGUGGAGCCAGCGUACACAAUGCUUCGCCGCGAGGCAUUACACCGAAUACUGCGACGCAGGCUCGCGGGAAGCAGAGCAUAGAUCUUGAACGAAGGCCAUCAUUAUCCUACGGCCAUCAUCGACAGACGUCCAUUGUCCACGGCAUUCAACAUUCGCGCGACCCGAGCUUACUAGCAACCGCAUCGAGUCCGUUGAGUCCACAAAAGAUUGUCGUGCCCAGUGGGUUGCACAAGGGUUCGGGCAAAGAAGGCACCUCGAUGGCACAAGUGAAUAAUCAUGUGUCGAGUGGGAUGGCAGAACAGAUGUAUGAUAUAAGUCUCACACAGCGAAGGGUACCUGAACGCGCGCUCAAUGGGAACGGGAAACAUAUCGCCGAGCGUCCAGCCUCACCGUCGCAAUUGGCUACAAUCCAGCAUGAGCUCAGCACAGUGGGAGAAUAUGCUGUGCGCCAUCUCUUCACUUCCUUCAUCACCGAGGCAGACCGUCGAAUUGAGCGCUGUUUAUUUGAUGCCGGCCAUGCCGAAAUUCCGAUCGAGCCAAUCUGUGGACCUGGAGCUGAUCCUGCCUUCGACCAGCUAAUUCGCUCGUUGGGACAUAUCAAUCGACUACAUCCUGGCAGAUUAAUUGCAUCAGUAAUUGACUGGCGAAAAGAGAAGACAAAACAUGCGCAGUACCUCUUCAAUCAGCUGCAGACUAUGCAAGCAUGGACACAGUCGCGGCCCGAUGCAAAUGGCAUUCAUAGAGGAACCGCGGUCACGCCACCCAGCACGACGGACAUCAUACUCGUACAGCAGCAGCAAGCUCACGCUGAGCAACGAUCUAGAGUGUCUAUUUACAUCAUAUGCCGCGUUUUCAUAGAAGUCAUCGAGCAGACGACUCUGGCAGCGCUGAAGGGGCCGGACGGUACCAUGAGCGAUGCGCGUCGCCUAGAAGAAGUCAUAUACGGACGCUUGAACAAUGUCGAACCAGACAGCGUCUCCUACUACCCCGUCAUACGGGCCAAUUGGGCAAUCCGUGGUCAAGUCCUGGGCGUUAUGAGCACGUUCAGAUUUGAUGAGAUAGCAGACCGAUUUCUGCGCGAUUUGCAGAUUGCGCACAAGUCUCUUUCCAUCAAAGGCAUGGCCAACAAUUCUUUCGCAAAGAAGACCGCCUUGCUUGUCCAGAGCAUGCGAUGGCUCCGGGUUCCUUAUCAAUUCGAGUCUGCUUUUGAGAGGGCCUGUGAUGUUUUGCAGCUCCUCAGCAAGUUCUUCACCGAAGUCCACGGGCGCAUCAUGAAGCACGCCUAUGCAGAGCUUUUUGAGAGCCUGGUUCUCCCUAUCGCGGCCACGGCGACUAAUCAACUCAAUCUGCUUAAAUGGAAGGAUACUCUGGCAUCCCUUCAGCCGAAGAUCUCGCAGAUGCUGUCCAAAACAGAGCAUUGGCCAUAUGUGUUUCCUUUGCAGGCAGUCCUACUCUGUGCCUCGCCGCUUGACACGUUCGCUUCCCAAUGGCUCUCGCUCGCUACCUCCUUCCAAUCGAAAGCGAAGGAACGCUCAGCUCGAUCUCAUGCGCUCAAAGCCAUUUGCCGGCUUGUCUGGAGAUAUCUCUAUCGGUGCAACGAGCCUCAAAAUGUUAUAAUUAAGAAGCUGGACGAGAUAGUAAAGCUCAUAUUUGGAAGUGGCAAGCGUUUCCUGAUCUCCACCGACCCGGCGACAGCGGAUCCCCUCAUCCAAUUGAUCCGCAUCAUCGGCUACAAACAACAAGACUUCUGCUUUCGUGCUGUUAUCUUUCCAUUGAUGAAUGCCGAACUCUUUUCGGGAAGCACGGAUAAAGAACUCAAAAUUGAAAAUCUGGAACCAGACAAGACAGUCAUUGCUAUUCGAGCAUUCUUGGUACUCAUGGCUGACCUGGAGAAGGGCGAGGCACCGUCAUUUCCAGUACGCUUUGAGUGCGACGCCUUCAUGGACCCAACUUCACGAGCGCCUCCAGCGCAUCGAAGAACGCGCUCGCAGGGCUUUGUGCUUUCCGCAGGCCGGACAGAGCGUGAGUCACGGCCAAUGAUGACGAACAAGUUGAACGAAACGACCAAAGAAUACUACGUCAAAUUCUGUAAGAUCCUUGGACAACUCACGAUUAUUUGUGAUAACACCUUUGGUGGUCAAGCCGUGCUGGAUGAAAAGUUUGCAUCUCAUGCGCCCAAGACUCCCAUGGCGGAUGCGUUCAAUUUUGGACGGAAAGACGAGCUCAUGAAUCCGAACGAUGCACGGCAGCAAUACUACGAUCUCCUCCAUGUGGCCGUGGAGGCACUUCCUCGUUGUCUAUCACCACACCUACCGAUUAAUCCGUUGGUCAAUCUGCUCUGCACAGGGACCGCGCAUGUGCAGUCACAUAUCGCAUCAUCCUCGGCACAAUCGCUCAAAUCCAUCGCGCGUCAAUCGCAUGCUCAACAGGUCACAAUCGGGUUCGCUCGCUUCAUUUUCAAUUUUGAUGAUCGCUACGCCACUGUCUCGGAUGGAAGCUUGCUCGGCCCUGGUCACAUCGAGAGUACACUCAAGCUAUAUGUAGAGCUAUUACAAAUAUGGAUUGACGACAUUCAGAAACGAACGCAGAAGGCCAUGGCCGAGCCGGGUGAGGGUCAAGAACAAGGCGUCAAACAAUUAUCGCUCGAUCUCUCUGGAAUGCUAGCCCAUGUCGAUGAAGUCGAGUCACACGGUUUGUUCUUCCUCUGUUCGCCGUCACAAGCAGUUCGUGCUGUGGCCGUGACAGUGUUGCGAUUGAUUACCAAGUUUGAUACUGCUCUGGGUGAGCCAUGUGUGCGGGUCAUCAGCAUCCUCGAAGGCAGCGCAGACAAAGUUAUCGAUGUCGAAGAUGAACGAUUAACGCUAGCAGAGAGAAGUCGACUUAUUAAAGGUCUGCGCAAGAGUAAUCCUAGCAGUAUUCUCAUCGAGCUUUGCAGCAGCGAAGUGCCCCAUGAUGCCACACUCUGGUUCAAGAUCUUCCCAAGCCUGGUCCGCCUCAGUGCUGAGGUCUGUCUGCAAGCUGUCGCGCUCACACGCGAACUAGUCUGCCAGCGCCUCACACACAGCUCGAAAAUUAUUGCUUUGAUUGCCGAUGGUCAAAAGCCGGCCAACUUCGCGCUACAAGACGCUAUUAAUUCCAAUCGCCCCUUCUCCCGUCUUCCAAGCUCGUCAUCGGAAAUCGUCGUAGAGCAGUGGAAGAUUCAUCUCAUCUUUGCUUGCACAACCCUGACUAACAUCAGGCCAACCGCAGCCCAGGGUACGGGUCAGAGUUCACAACACAUACGCAAGAGCUCAAGGUCUUCGGCAAACAGCUCCGAGAAGAUGUCCACUGCAGGCGAGCUGUUCUCAAGUGUUGUGCGAUUCUUGCCUGUCCCUGAUGCAUCGGUUCGAGCGGCAGCCGUCGCUGGUCUUGGCGCAACGAAUGCUACGCUCCUUCACAUCUUGAUUGAGACUCUUCGCCCUUCGAUCUCAAGCUGCAACAACGAUGCCAAAGAACGAAUUGCAACUCACAACCGAUCUGCCAGCAAUCCACGUUCACGUCGACGGGAUUUCCUCCGCACCGAGCUUACUCACCUCCUAUCUUUGAUCUGCCCAUCGCUGCAAAGUUCAAAGGUUUCUGGUGAAUCGUCUAUUAUUGACACCAUCUCAGAUUAUAUCAUUCAGUCGCGGCUCUUCCUGAGCGACGCGCACAUUCAAGAUGAUUUGGAAUAUCAAAGACUGCGCAAGCACUUCUGCGCUUUGGUCGAGAACUUCUACACCAUCGUACAUAAGCGAAAAGACGAGAGCAAAGGAAUGUCCUUUCAAUCUCGUCAGGCGUCAUUUGGACUCAUGGAGCACUGGUGUGGUCUCAUGGCAGACCAGUCACAUCUUCGCAGGCAGCAGGAGAAUCUGCGCCGAUCGAUACUCGACAUCGAAGGCGACCAAACGACUCGAGUUAUCAUGACCUCAGCAAUGGAAAAGGAACGAGUGGAGCUCAUGUAUGCGGCGCUCAGCGCCAUGGCCAGCCUUUGCGCGGGCCCUUUGUCUUUUGUAACGGGCAAAGGCGUCACCACACAGUUCGACGUCAAUCGCAUGUUGACUUGGAUUCGCGCGACUUUUGAAUCACCUAGCGACCGAGUCCACGCUAUAGGACGGCGAGCGUUGCAGAAUCUCAUCGUCAGCAGUCCGGACAAGCCGGUCUUUAUGGAAAAUGCGAUCUGCAUGAGUUACUUGGCGGAGUCGCCCAAGGCGCGGACGGGUUACUUCGAGGUUGUCUAUGAAGUCCUAAGCAAAACCUCAAGUAUCAAAGUCCCGUUUUGGCGCAUGAUCAGCAUUACAUUGUACAUGCUCGGUACGGAAGACAGCACAGUCCGUACGAGAUCGGCAAAAUUGCUACGUCUGCUCGAGGAGCGUGAAGGAAAGAGUUCAAAGCUACAAGAAUUGGACAUCAGUGUUUCGGACCGUACCACUACGGUCUACAAGAACGCCCAGUUCGAGAUUUCGCGAAGGUUAGUGAGCCAACACAUGGCGCUGGCGUUCCAUGUCUUCUCAGAGUUUUCUGCAUACUUCAACAAGCUCGAUGCAGAUUACAAACGUAACAUGGUGUCGGGAAUGCUACCUUGGAUGCAGACUAUACACCUUCAGCUCCUAGAACAAAAUGGUGGUCCGUCGGCAGAAUCGCACAUGCUGCUGGUCAAUCUUUUUGAAAUCACGGUCAAGAGCGGACCGACUCUUCACAACGAGAUCCAGGCCCUCUGGCAGGCUCUCGCCACUGGCCCUCAUCCCACAAAUGUGCAGAUUGUCCUGGAUUUUGUCAUUGACAUUUGCUUGCAAAAGCGCGAGCAGUAUUUCGUAAAUUAUGCCAAACAGGUUGUUGUCUUUCUGUCGAAGACACCAGCCGGGUCACGCGUGAUCGAAUACCUUCUAUUGCGCAUAAGCACCAAGGAAAUGGCCAUCUUCCGCCCGACAAUGCUACGAAAGCCGCCGCCAGACACUUCUGGCCUUCCAUAUCAUGCCGACAUAUCUGAGGUCCUGCCUACCGGUGUCAAGCAGACAAGCAUGUCGAUGAGCCAGGUGUGCAUGAUCCUGCUUGUUGAUCUUGUGGUGGCGCCGGUCCAGUUCCCACUCGAGAGACUCCCAACUCUGCUACACGUCAUUCUGGUGCAGUGGGAUCAAUACAUUGACAUUGUUCAAGAAAAUGCACGCGAACUGCUUGUGCACCUCAUUCAUGAGCUUGUAAUCUCGACACUGGCCAUCCAAAGUCCAGAGCUGGAUAAAAAAUACAUCGAGGACUUUAUCGAACUCAUUCGCCGAAAUGAUCCUAAGAUUGCCUGGUCAUACACAGAUCAGCACAUUCCCUCUGGCGACGACCAAGGUAGAGCGGUGGCUGAAUCCAUGUUCUUUGUCGUGGAUGAAGUCGUCCGGAUCUUCACAACAACAUAUCCCGGCAUUCGUGAGGAGCUCGGCAACAUUGCAACCACAUGGGCGAGCUCCUGUCCAGUGCGUCAUGUGGCUUGUCGAAGCUUCCAGGUCUAUCGCUGCCUCUCGGUGUCCAUCACACAUCAGGUCCUCGCAGACAUGUUAGCUCGCCUGUCCAAUACCAUCGCCGAUCACGAGACUGAGGGCAUUCACGUCUUUAGCAUACAGAUCCUUACGACCAUUCGCUUCGUCAUGGCUGAUUUGACGCAACUCCCAAGCGAGACAAUGCUGCAAAUCUUCUGGACCGUCUGUGCCUGUUUGGACACGAUCUUCGAAUCAGAAUUCCAGGAGGUCAUGGGCAUCAUGUCGCAGCUCCUGAUCAGGGUCAACCUUGCACGUGAAGCGGAAUUGGACCAGCUGACGAAACAUCAGCCACCUGAUUGGGAAGGUGACUUUGAGGGCAUUCAUCCGCUUCUGUACAAAGGGAUGCGCUCCAGUCAGUCUAUGAACUUCGCACUCAAGCUCAUGGAUCGCUUAAUCAAAUUGCCCUCUAGCGAUAUUGUUGGACAUGACCAGCGACUACUCUUCACCACUCUGGCCAACCUGCCAAGGCUUUUGCACUCCCUUGACAAUCACGGACGAGACUCUAAUGCAGCCUCGGCGCGAGCACUCGCCGUUAUGGCAGAGAGGCUGAAUGUCACAAGUCUCGCAAGAGUGCUUGAAGGUUACGUCAACGGACGGUAUAAGAACACGAAGGAAUUCCUCAGUCAAUGCCUUGCCGCGGUCCGUAAGACAUACUUCCCUACGCACGACUUUGAGAUCUUGGUAUUUCUGCUGGGUAUGGUCAACAAUGAGUGCUCCUGGUUCAAGACCAAGGUCAUGCAGAUCCUAUGUGUCUUGCUCCCAGAGAUGGAUCUCCACAGACAAGAGAUAGCUGAGCAUGGGCAAGAUCUCAUCUCCCCGCUGCUUCGACUCCUGACCACAGAGUAUUGCCAGCAAGCCCUCGACGUACUUGAUAACAUGGUUGAGAUGACCGACGUUCCAAUCAAUAAUCAAGAGUUCGCCAUGGCCAGCUCUCGAACCACCGAAUCACCACUAUCAACUGCAGGCGAUCAGAAUUUGUUGUACGGCACGCCGAGUGAAAGUGGGUGGUCAAUACCAGUGCCAGCCAAGCAUGCUGCUGCAACGCGGAACAACGUACAUAUGGUGUUCUCCGCUAUGGCUUAUGGUCUGCCAAGCGACGUUACACCCACCCUAACGCCCAGCCUGGAAUUCUACCGCGAUGAUGAGUCUUCCAUGACCUACUUCACUGAUCGUACUGCGACCAUGAUGUCAGACGACUUUCGAGAUGACGCUGCUCUUGGUGAACUGGCCGAAAAGCUUGAUACGCUCGACGACUUUUUCGAUGAUGGCACUCCCUCUCCAGGAAGCGAGUCGCCCAUCGAUUAUACGCUACGAAGGUCGAACACGGACGACUCCAUAUACGGCCAUGGCACUCUACCUAGCCUGCACCACAGCCUACAGACCGAGAGUAGUGGCGUGUCUUCAUUUCAUAGUGGUAUGGCGGGCGACUAUCGUCAAAAUGGACAAUCCACACCACAUCAGACGCAACUUUAUCCCGUGCCGCACUUCCUACAAAUAUCUCCCGAAGGCACAAGCAGCAGUCAUGCAUCUUUCAGCCAGCGCAUGAUGUCACAAUCCAUGCAACCAUUCCCACUCAUGUCUUCGGCGCCAUUCUCCACACACGCUACCGAGCCUUUGCCGCCGCUUGUCGACUCGAGAAUUUAUGAAAAGAGCAACGGUGAUGAAUUUGACAGCUCCAGCGGUCUCGUCAUAAAUCGGCCGGGUCUACACAAUCGCUCCAUUACCUCACCAGCGCUCAGUAAUCGCGUGCGGCGUGGGCCUGCGUCAGCUCGGGAACCGCCGACACAUCUUGCACACGACUUCUUCGGGCGAACAGAUGACGAUACUGAUCACCUCAGUGGAUCUUUCUCAGACGAUGAUAUGCCAGUGAACGGCAAGCUGGGGCUCGCCUCUCAAUCCAGAAUCCCGCAUUACUCCGGCACCGGCACGGCUAAUGACAAUAGUGGCGUCGGCUAUCGUGCCAAUACUUACACGACGAGACAUCGCGGCUCGGCCAAUGGCGGUAGCAGCAAUGGCGUCUCCGGGAGAAGCGUUGGGAGCGCGACCACGGCCGGGUUCAAAGCAGGCAUUCGCUCAGGCAUCCGACGACUGACGAGCACCGGCACACAGCGCGAAGCACGUGAAGCACUGCAUACGAGUCUAAUGAAGAGUCCUCAGGUUCCUAAGUUGCCUUCGUCGUACAAUGGCGCUGGCGGUGGUGGAGGUAGUGGAAGCAGCAUCGAUGUCGGCGCGAUCAGUCGAGGCAGUCCCACGGCUGGAGGCGGAGUAAAAAACAACAGCAUCUCGACCGGCCCUGGACCGACCAGUGCGCCGAGUGGUAUGGGUAUGAAUUAGAGCAGACUCGUCCACGGCGUUUUAUUACGGAGCCGAGAUGGUGGAACUCUCUUCCACGCGCUAUAUUUCGGAAUUGUUCUUCACGAUCACGGCGUUUUGGAAAACCGGAAAAGUCCGUGUGCCAGAGAACACAGUUUUUCCCGGACAAAUGUACUUUUUACGGAUCGAAUUCGGGACAGAGAGGCGCAGCUGGUCAAUCAGACGUGCCUCUAAUGGAGUGU